Punica granatum (pomegranate) is the source of this 901-nucleotide messenger RNA. NCBI's taxonomy places the organism in Eukaryota, Viridiplantae, Streptophyta, Magnoliopsida, Myrtales, Lythraceae. The record is from RefSeq and is a predicted model, not a curated record.
CUUAGAGCAUCCUACUGUUACAUCAAAUUACAGGAAAUGCCCGCAUCCCGGAAAGUUCAAACACCUUCUCGAGUCCAUUAUGAUGAUUAUCAUUUCUUGAUUAUGUGCCUUUCAGCUGCUGCUGCUAGAGCUAGUGGACCAAAGCUCCAAGCAAAAGAAGUCAUCAUCAUCAUCACCUCUUUCAUGGAGGUAGGAGGAGGAGGACCGACAUCGUCUUCAUCACCGUGGAGGAGCCCGACCCCGACCUAUAGUUAUAGUAGGCCUUCACCUACUUCCUACUGGGAGAGGCUGGCUGCCAUCGGGCUCGCCCUCUUGGCUGUCCUAUCACCCCUCUUCAUCGACCGGAGGCCUGCUGCUGACCCGGAGGAUGAAGAACUAUUCGGUCUCUCGGCAUGGCUGAUCCCCUUACUGCUGCUGGGCCUUAUGAUCGCCAUUGCCGCUUCACUCUACCUGGACCGCAGCCUAACACGGUUUGACCCAUACUGGAUCCACAGGGUUGGGGGAUCCUCGGGUGGGAUCAUCAUCAUCCUCAUCGUGCUAGCCCUUGUCUUGAAGUGUAAGACCUGUGUGACUUGCUGGGAAGCUUGACUAGGGAGCAAAGGAUUAAUUCUGUUACCUUUUCAGUGUGACAUGGAACGGCUGUAUAGGUAACAUCGAUCUUUCUCAUGCUCGGCAGUGAUGAAACUUUCUUUUCCCUUUCUUGUAGCUGGAUGACUUGAACUGAAUCAAGUCAGGAUAACCUGAUCUGUGAAAGCUCGAACUCGUAUUGAAAAACUGAUGGAUGGGACCAAAUAGGAAUUUCAAAGAACUCGAGCCGAAGAGAUGCACACCAUUGCGAUGAAUGGAAUUUUCCUUUUUCUUCCCCCAAUCUGAUGAUAGCAUGGUUGAAUGUUCUCAACUA